UGGAACUAACCAUGAAACAAACUCACAGAUGGUUUGCACCCUGACCCUCCUUGAGACCUUGACUAUAAAUAGAUGGACCAGUGAGCAUCUCUAAGCCCACAUCCAAGACUCGCAAGCCAAACUCACUAAUCAUACACGUACGUGCUUAGCUUAAGCCCUUCCGGCGAAGUCAAGUGCAAUGGCGUCGUCCAGCAAGCCCUGCGCCGCCUCCGUCCUCCUCCUGCUGCUGGCCCUCGCCGUCGCCACGGCGGCCGACGUAGCGAAGAAGAGCGUCGCGUCGGAGCCCAAGUCCAUCUUCUCGAGGCCGUCGGGAGCCAUCUUCCCGAGGCCGGCGGCGAAGGACAUCAUCGCGUCGGAGCCCACCAUCCCGAGGCCGGCGGCGGUGGACGUGUCGGCGACGUGCAUGGGGUCGCUGCUGGAGCUGAGCCCGUGCCUGGCCUUCUUCAGGGACGCGGGCACGUCCAAGGCGCCGGCGGGGUGCUGCAAGGGCCUGGGCAGCAUCGUCCGAGACCAGCCAGCGUGCCUGUGCCACAUCUUCAACCACACCCUGGAGCGGGCCAUCGGCGUCGGCAUCCCCGUCAACCGCGCGGUCGCCCUCAUCCGCGACGUCUGCGGCCUCACGCCGCCCAAGAACCUCAUGGCCAGCUGCGCCAACGGCGGGGCCGUGCCGCCGUUGUACGUGUGCCCGGCGCCCUCGGCCUGA
Messenger RNA from Aegilops tauschii subsp. strangulata, 703 nucleotides. RefSeq names its product non-specific lipid-transfer protein C6-like. Lineage: Eukaryota; Viridiplantae; Streptophyta; Magnoliopsida; Poales; Poaceae. The record is from RefSeq and is a predicted model, not a curated record.